AUGAUUGCCUUGCCUAGUCCUCCUGGCGCUCAUAAAUAUCGACGAUCCAACGCCUCUGCUGCCGACUAUCCAAGUCCCGAGUCUGUCCACGAUACCUACCAAAGGCACCAGUCCUAUCAACACAGCCCACCACCUCACUAUCAACAUCAACAACCUCAACAAUACCAGCAACACAGCCCCCACCAGUAUCAUCACCAGGCACCACAGCAAUACCAUCAGCAACAUCACACAAGUCACUCGCGUCAGCAUUCGCGUCAACACUCGCAACACGUCGCCUCCCCUCCCCUCCGACAAUCUCAGCAGUAUCAUUUGCCAUCACCGCAGUCACCAUCAACCUCCGCCAUGCCGUCCGGAAUUGAACGUCUGCCAAACGCUGUCAAGAGCAAGGUCUAUGGUGAUUUAGACUACCAGUCUCUUAUUCAGUUGUCCGGCACUAAUCGAUAUUUCAACCGCACGGUUGAUCCUCAAAACAUGGCCGACCCGGCUGACAAAGCUCAAUUCGUCAUGAGAGCCGCCAAGGACUUCCCGCAGCACCGGCCUAGUGAAAAGGGCCACGACUACAAGCCUGGAAACUUUGAGUGCUAUGUCUGCUUCCGGGUCCGCUCUCCCGAGCACUUUGACAUGCUGCAACCCCAGCAUGCCUAUGUCGACGCCCACGGCCACCUGGUGACGGAUCGCGACCCUCAGCCUGGCCGAGACAGGCAAAUUUCUCUGCGACGUUUCUGCAUUGAGUGCGGUGUUCGCGAAGGUCUCCACGCUCCCUUUGACUGCCUCACCACUCGCACCGGCCGCGAUCUCUGGGUGUGCAAGUGCCGACGAAUCUGGGCCAAGCCGGGCUGCCUGCGCUGCCCAGACUGCCGUGCAGACUGCCCUCUCCGACCCAAGAAGAAGUAUGGCUUCUAA
Cordyceps fumosorosea ARSEF 2679 is the source of this 903-nucleotide messenger RNA. RefSeq lists its product as hypothetical. NCBI's taxonomy places the organism in Eukaryota, Fungi, Ascomycota, Sordariomycetes, Hypocreales, Cordycipitaceae. The record is from RefSeq and is a predicted model, not a curated record. Bases 1 to 903 code for a protein of 300 amino acids. The transcript has a single exon.